Messenger RNA from Hypanus sabinus (Atlantic stingray), 5675 nucleotides. It is a transcript of the gene cdan1, whose product is annotated as codanin 1. The transcript is spliced from 28 exons. Gene Ontology annotation, biological process: chromatin organization. The record is from RefSeq and is a predicted model, not a curated record. Gene Ontology annotation, cellular component: nucleus. Lineage: Eukaryota; Metazoa; Chordata; Chondrichthyes; Myliobatiformes; Dasyatidae. The coding region runs from base 11 to 3856 and encodes 1281 amino acids.
UGCGCGAGCGAUGGCGGCGGUGCUGGAGCUGCUGUUGAGCGGCGAGCUGGCUGCGGCUGAGGCGCUGCCGUGGCUGCAAGUCCAGGAUGGUGAAUUGAGUGACAAGCUUUUGGCAUAUAAUUCCCUGAGGAAAAACUUUGUACCCUUUCUUCUAAAUUUUUUAAGAGAACAGACAAACCAGCUGAUACCAAACGGUCCACCUACUCCUGGAAAGACAUCUUCUGCCAAGGGGCAGAAACCUGCUCAGGACAGGGAUGAGGGCAUUCAGAUAGUAAGGAUUAGCAAUUCGCAGACCUCGAGAGGGACUAAAACACAGUUGUUCCCAGACACACCAAAUAGUUCCUUUAAUUCCAGUGCUUCCUUCCAGUCUCCUUCGUCCAGUGGCUCCUCAUUUUUCUCGAAUUCCAGCAGUGAUGUGAACAGUGUAGUUUCCCCCAAUAGUCCUGACCUCAGCAAUAGUACCCCUUUGCGCUACGGAGAGCGACGAUUAACUCAGAGAGCCAGCCUUGGGCAAUUCAUUGUUCAGAGUCCUGAAAACCAGUUUCAGCGUCGUGCGAGGAAGAAGAAUUUCAUAGCUGCUUGUCGCCAAGGAGCCAAGGAUUUGGGAAGAAGCCCAACUGAAGAGGAUGUUGUGCAGUGGAGUGCUAACAAGAGGCAUGUGGAGUCUGUCAGCACCCCUUGUCCUGAAGCUCAGCUAAAUAUCCACAACCUGGAAGAAUUUCCACCUGUGGGUGCAACUGCUUUUGGAAGAACAAAACCAUCAAGAAGAAUUAAUCCUACUCCAGUUAGUGCAGAGCGGUUGCAAUCCAGACCCAAGAAGUGUUUUACUUCCACUCCUUUGAGUCAACCAUUGUCCUCUACAUACUCCAAAGGAGCUACUUCUGAAGCAUUCAGAGCUGGACCAGAGCGAUUUGGCCCUCUCAUACCUUCUGGUAACUUACAAGAAGAGCGGGAAAUGUUGAAAAUUGAAAGAUAUAAAUUGAUUCACCAGUCACCGGUCUCAGACCCAGCCACACCAAAUAAGUGUCAAUAUGGAAGAGUCUUAAGCGUUUCCGCUGAUAGUAUUGCUGUAUGUGCUGAUGUAAGCAAAGUUUCUCACAAAAAGCAGUUGGAUGUGUUGGCUCAGUUGUACUCUGUCUGUAUCUCUGAGAAUUUAGUGCCAAACAUUUUUUUGGAGCUAUUCUUUAUACUGCAACUGUUGACAUCAAGGGGAACAAUAUCAACAAAUGAUUUGGAAGAUGGUGGGAGCAAUGCCAUUGAGAGAAAGUAUGUGGAAAUGCAGUAUUUCAGAAGUGUGCACAAUUGCAUUUAUUUUGCUGUCAGAGUUCUGGAGAAACAAGUCACGUUGAUUUCCUACUUAGAUAAAGGUACCAUAAGGCUUCUUGGAGAGAAUGACCGAAUUGGCAUGUUCUCUGCUACAUUACGUGACCAGCUGAACUGUGCCCAUGAGACUUGUACUGCCCAGGUUUCACUUGUGGUACCUUCAGUCAUACCAUCUGUUCCAUUUGAGCCUGAAACUGACAAUCGAUCUAAUUUUACCAGUGACAGAGCCUUUCAAAAUUUUAAGAAGCAAAGGGACAUCUUUUAUGAGCUGCUGCGUGAAUGGGAGGAUAAGCAUUCAAAUCCUGGUUGGGAGUUUGAGAGAGCAAUGGGUCUUCGAAUCAGGAACAUGAUGAUCAAUCUAAGCAUAGCGUGUAACCACAGUCACUUCGCACGAUUAUUUCAGAAACAACUGAUAAGAAUGUGUAAAUGUACAGUUGGAACACUUUUAGGCAAUGAACAUCCUGAUCAAGAUGUGCUGGACAUAUUUGGAACAGACAACCUUACCAAACUGAAAAGGCUACAGGAGCGCUUUGUUGCACCACAGAAUAUUGGGGGGCCGUGUCCUCCUCCAGCUUUCUCUGGUUGCCAAGUAUUCUUCAGAGAUUUUCUUUUAUGUGCAGGGAGUCAUCAGUUGAACCAACACUUGUCAGACACUUUGUGUCAGCAAAUUUUGGAGCUGGAUAGCAUUACCAUCCUUAGGCACAAGUCUUCAGGAGGUGAGGCAGACAUGGAUGAACAGGAUGAGAAGGAACAUUUUGCCUCGGUCUUGAUGACGGCAAGAUUACUGGCUAAGUUUCUUGGUUUUCUUACCUUCCUUCCUUAUCGUACCGGAGAUCGACCAACGAGAGAAAUGCAAGAGGCUAGUAUUUCUCUGAGGAACAAGAGUGUGCCUGUUCUAAAUAUAUACGACUUACUGAGAAGAUCAAUUAAAAAUGGACGUACCAUUCUAACUGUACCCUGGGUGGUGGAGUUUCUGAGCAUGAUGGACCAUGUGGCACCGUUCCUGGAUUGUUACCGUAAAGUGUUUACGCUCAUCUUGCAUUUAUACAGAUGCUUGGUUCUAAAAGAUGGACAGAAGGAACAUUACCUGAACAAGCUGUUGAUCCUUGCUGUAUUGGGGUGGCUUUUCCAGGUUCCUGCAGUUCCUGAAGAAAUAUUCUUCAAUGAAGAGAAGAUAGAUGAAUUUGGAAUUAACACUUCAGACCAAGCCUUAGAUUCUGUUCCAUUGGUUGACCAGCAGCUGUUCUAUCUCUGUUGCCCCUAUUUGUGUGAGUUACGCAAGCUGUUGGCUUCCUACGUAGCUGGUAAUGGGAUAAAAAAUGGAGGAUAUAUGAGAAAGAUCACACCAACUUCAGCAGAGCCUACAGUACCAGCUUUAGCACAAUCGCAGCAGAGACUCCAGACAGAGUUGGAGGAGGCCUUUUUUCACAAUCAACCCCCAUCACUUCGCAAAACAGUUGAGUUUGUGGCUGAAAGAGUUGGAUCUAAUUGCGUGAAGCAUAUCAAGGCGACACUGGUGUCUGAGCUGGUCAGAUGUGGGAUAGCAAUGCUGCAGAGUGAAAUGAAGAAUGAGGAAUCCAACCUGCCCAAACUACUUGAAGCUGUUACCCACCAGCUCUGUGAAGAAGGCAGGCAGGCAGUGGCCAAAGGCAGGGAAUUCUGCAGCAGAAAGGGGCCUGAAGCAAUUCGAGUCCUACUUCCAACAGAGACGUCUGUUUCGGUGCUGACAACGGCACAAGAUAUUGCAACCCGCCUUGCAACAGAAAAAGCCUGCACAUGGCUCUCUGCUAACACUGCAGCUUUAAUUAAAAAAGAAAUGGCAUUCAGCUUUGAAAGACUCAAGAAAUCUCGGACAACACAAUCGACAAAUGCAACUGAAUCCACCAGUUGUCUGCCAGACUGUAAACACAAUGCACCAUCUCCUUCCCAGAUAGCCAGUGAGUUUAAGGAGCUGCUGAGUGUUACAUUGGGUCCCAGGCACAGUGAUGAAACAGUGGCCCACAAGGAACUUGAUAACUUAUUAAGAAGAUUAAGGCAGACAUUGAGAUGUGGACAGUAUAUCUGCCCAGUAAUUGAACAGGCCCUUGCAAGGUACACUGUGGAGCUUGCUUCUCUAUUAGUUGCAGGUGAAGUUCCAUUAUCUGAUUCUGCCAUGAAAGAUUCUGUAGAAGAAACUUCUUAUCACAGAUCUAUCCAGCAUUUACUUAGAGAGCUCCUUGCUUUGUGGAAGAAUGGUUUCCAUGCCCCUGUUCCCCUUCAGUUAAUGUUUAGUGAGAAGAACAUUUCUUAUGCAGUGCAUAUGCAAAGUCCAAAGUCAUGGUGGAAUGCACUCUCAUUCCUAAUUCACAGCCUUAUUGAGUGGGAAUUGAUGAAAGCUGUGGAGAUAGAGUGUUGCUGGAGAGACCUUUUACAGAAGAGUUGGCCCCCGGAUUUCAUCAAUGUGAUAGAAUCUGUGCUUAAAAUGUGUUCAGAACUGCCAAAGACAAAUACAGUGGAAGACCAGAAGCCAAAUGAGACAAGAUAUACUGAGUAAAACAACAAGCUUAGAUUGUAAUUUAUAGGAAAAACAAGUCUAUUUUUGCAGUAUUUUACAAUUAAUGUGCAAUUUGUUCUGCGUGGAUAGGGGAUAUUUUAAAUUUUAUCAGUGCUGCUAAGUUUAAUCAAAUAUUCAAAUGAAUAUUUUGUAGUUCACAUUGGACAAGGUAAUAAAUGGAUCACUUUCCACUUGUUUAGGUAAUCUGAUGUUUGGCUGAGAUGUUGCAGUUAACAAUGAACUGUUCAUUGUUUCAAACUGGUCAAACUUUAGACUUUUAUACAGUGGAAAGCUGUUUCUGCCCUUUGAGACUAAGCUGUAACUUGUCUCACAUAGCAGUCAGCUUGCAAGCCUUUCAGGUGCAAGUCUAAACAAAGGUGAAAUUAAAAUAUUUAAUUAAAAAUAAUGCACUGGUGAGUGUUACAGAAUAACUUAAAAAAUAAGUUGAUUAUGAAAGAAUAAGAUUCACUUGUUAAUAUUUUAGUAGUGGAAGUUUAUUGUAAAUUAAGAUUUCCAUGUUAUUAAAAUAUAAAAUUUUGCUGAUUUGCUCUGUACCUUAACUUCAAACACUUUGUUCUGAUGCCAAACUUAAAGUGAGGUAUGAGAAAUGAGUUUCUCAGUGUUUGUACAAAUGAUUGCUCCCACCUCAAAGGCUGAACCAACUGAUUAUAAUCAUCAUUUGAAAAAAGUAUUACUCUGGCUUUAAAUUCUUUCCCUCUACUCAUUUUGAAGUUGUGGCGAGAUAAUAGACAGGAAGAGAGUUCUUAUUUUUCAGUCCCAUCUUAACUUGCCUUUAGUCUAGCCUUCUUGCCUUAUUAAUUUGGUCUCUUGUUGCCUGAAAAUAAAUGGGCACUGAUGGGAAGUUCUAGCUUUGCUAUAGAUGGAGGAGACAUUUAAAUCUAGAUCUACUAUUGAGAGUAGAAUGAAUAAAUAUAUAAAUAACAUUUUUUGAGUGGUGUCCUUGCCUUAACAGGACAGAUACACUCCUUGACAAGGUGAAUAAGACCUCAGAGGCAGACCUCUCCCAGGUCAUUAAGAAGGGCAUGAGAGGAUAUUGCUGAGGCCUUGAUACAGAUCUUUCUAAUUCUCAUUAGCCACAGGUGCUGCCUCAGAGAAGAAUCACCAAUUUUUUUGUUAAUGACAGGUUAGGAACAAAUCGGGAAAUUAUAGGCCAGUGAGUCGUGCAUCAGUAGUAGGGAAAUUAUUCUAUGAUCUUUGGGAUAGGAUCUACUCAUGUCUGGGAAAAGCAUGGACUUAAUGGCAUAGCUUUGUGUGGGGACAUCAUGUCUUAUAAACGAUUGAGUUUUUGAGGAGGUUGCAAAGAUGACUGAGCUUCAGCAGUGGGUGUUGUCUACAUGAAUUCAAUGUGGCAAGAUGUUCAUGGUAGAUAGAUCCAAAAGAUUUUCAAGUGGUCAUAGAAGAGAGGGGGUAUUAGUGCCUUUGCUGUGUGAUCUAAUAUGAAAUGGCUCGGCCAAUACCAGACAGACUGAUUGGUGUGCAGUUAAGAGUUGUGGGCAGUGAAGAAGGCUGUCUAAUGAUACAGCUGGGUGUCAACUAUUUUGAAAAAUGGGCAGAGAAAUGCCGUUCGGUCUGGACAAGUGAUGCAAUGUGGGAGGAAAGUAUUCAGUAAAUAGCAGCGUCCUGAGAGACACUGAUGUAAAAAAGGAAUCUGGGGUGCCUAUCCAUUGCUACUUGAAACUGAUAAUACAAGUGGAUGUUGUAUGUAUGGUGUUGGAGCUUAUUAAACUAGGCACCAUUUGGAAUAGUGUACAGUUCUGGUUGCCACUUUACAGGAAGAAUAAAGAGGCUUUGGAGAGUU